UCUGCGGACACAAAAGCCUGAUGGUGCUGCCACGAGUGUCAGAAAACAACAGAGACGCUGGAGGAGCAGCUUUGUGUCUGAGCUAAAAGCCAUGAGGAGAGCAGAGCAGCUGUGAGGAGACGUGGGACACAAAAGAGUUUAGCAUCAACUUUGGACUGACAGAAGGGUUGUACCUGUGAAGGGAGAGAAGAGGAGAGGCUUUGGUAGUGCACAUCCAGGAGAUAAACUACAUCAAUGAAGACACCUGGCAUGGCGGUAUUCAAGCAACAGAAUGUGGAUGAUUUCUAUGAAAUUGGCGAUCCUCUGGGAAGUGGGCAGUUUGCAAUCGUCAAACGCUGUAUAGAGAAGAGUACAGGCGUUGAAUAUGCAGCCAAGUUCAUCAAGAAGCGGCAGAGUCGGGCCAGCAGACGUGGUGUAAAAAAAGAGGAGAUUGAGAGGGAAGUGGACAUCCUGCAGCAGAUCCAGCACCCCAACAUUGUAGCGCUACAUGACGUGUUCGAGAACCGAACAGAUGUGGUGCUCAUCCUUGAACUAGUUUCUGGUGGAGAGCUGUUCGAUUUCUUGGCUCAGAAGGAGUCUCUCAGUGAGGAGGAGGCCACUCAGUUUAUCAAACAGAUCCUACAUGGAGUCCAAUAUCUCCACUCCAAGAGAAUCAUACAUUUUGAUCUGAAGCCUGAAAACAUUAUGCUGCUGGACAGUAACGUUUCCCUGCCCCGCAUCAAACUCAUAGACUUUGGACUGGCACACAAAAUAGAAGCUGGGGAGGAUUUUAAAAACAUUUUUGGCACUCCUGAAUUUGUUGCUCCAGAGAUAGUCAACUAUGAGCAGCUGGGACUGGAGGCAGAUAUGUGGAGCAUUGGAGUCAUCACAUAUAUACUUUUGAGCGGCGCGUCACCUUUCCUCGGUGACUCAAAGCAGGAAACGCUGGCAAACAUCUCUGCCUUGAACUACCAAUUUGACGAGGAGCUCUUUAACAACACGAGUGAGCUGGCCAAGAGCUUCAUCAGAGAGCUUCUUGAGAAAGAUACAAGAAAACGGAUGACCAUUGAAGACGCCCUCAACCAUCACUGGAUAAAGCCUCUGAAUCCCAGACAGGCCAUGGUGAAAAGGUUGUCGGUGGUCAACUUGGAGAAUUUUAGGAGGCAAUACGCGAGGCGCAGGUGGAAGCUGUCAUUCAGAAUUGUUGCUCUGUGCAACCACUUAACAAGAAUCAUGAAGAAGAACCACAAGCUGUCUGAACAGGACGGGAGGGAUUGUGAAAGUGACCAAGAAGAAGACGAAAUCAUAAAGAGGAGACCGAGGACCAGAAAGAGAAGCAGCACUUCCUGAGAACCCCACAAGCGUCAAAGUUUGUCAGCCAAUGAAGCUGUGGUUGCAAAACAGUGACUCUGCCAUUUUGAGACACACUUUUCAGCUCUUACUUCUCAUCAAGAAUCUUCAGCCUGUCUCUGUGAUCGUUGCAAACAGUGAUCUUAUCAGUGGUCAAACCAGCAGAUUGUCUACCUACAAUUAAACUUUGAGCUACUUCUGUCUGUCAGAAGAAGACAAUUUACUGGAUUGUUGUUUACAGGAACUGGGAAACCAGUUAGCAUGAACACAAGCACGGCAGCUUCCUCUGAUAACUACAGCCUUAAAAGUCUCUCAGCUGUUGUUCAGUCCUCACGAGAGGAGUCCUGUCCAAAACAAUAACAGCAUUGAAAUGAGUUACAUGAAGCCAUAACAUUUUACUGUAUUAACUUCAGGAUAUUUUGUCAUUUUACUGCUAUUUACUUACAAUGAGACCAUGAUUGCAUUUCAUCUUACGUAUAGAUAAAGACAGUUAAUAAAUAUGAUAUAUACUAUAGACAUAAAAUAAACUUUACAGGUGACAUCUUUAAAGCAUUUUGACCCCGAUGUAUUCUGAUAUACUGUAUUAAUGUUGUAAAUAUGUAAGCAAAGUGUCUAUGUGAAUAUGUUUUAGCUCAUUAAAAGAAGCAAUUGCUCGUUUUAAAUACACAUAACAUGUUUUCUGAAAACUUGUAUGGAUUUUCAAUUGAAUGUUUAAUAAAUGAAUGAAUGUGUU
This is a messenger RNA of Notolabrus celidotus (New Zealand spotty), 2062 nucleotides long. RefSeq names its product death-associated protein kinase 2b (gene dapk2b). Gene Ontology annotation, molecular function: protein serine/threonine kinase activity; ATP binding. NCBI's taxonomy places the organism in Eukaryota, Metazoa, Chordata, Actinopteri, Labriformes, Labridae. Gene Ontology annotation, cellular component: cytoplasm; nucleus. The record is from RefSeq and is a predicted model, not a curated record. Gene Ontology annotation, biological process: protein phosphorylation; intracellular signal transduction; positive regulation of apoptotic process. The transcript has 12 exons. Bases 235 to 1329 code for a protein of 364 amino acids.